This is a messenger RNA of Anoplopoma fimbria (sablefish), 2540 nucleotides long. It is a transcript of the gene ergic1, whose product is annotated as endoplasmic reticulum-golgi intermediate compartment 1. The record is from RefSeq and is a predicted model, not a curated record. The transcript has 10 exons. Gene Ontology annotation, cellular component: COPII-coated ER to Golgi transport vesicle; Golgi membrane; endoplasmic reticulum membrane. Gene Ontology annotation, biological process: endoplasmic reticulum to Golgi vesicle-mediated transport; retrograde vesicle-mediated transport, Golgi to endoplasmic reticulum. Lineage: Eukaryota; Metazoa; Chordata; Actinopteri; Perciformes; Anoplopomatidae. Bases 148 to 1020 code for a protein of 290 amino acids.
AGGAAGCAGCUCUCAGCCAAUCCGCUUUUGCAAAGCGUCCUAAGCUGACGUCAGCCCGGUACCGAUGAACAACCGGUAGCGUCCAGGAGAGCCGUGUGGUAGCCCGGUGUGUGCAGCUUUGUCCCCCUGUCUAAACGUGCUUACAUCAUGCCUUUCGAUGUUAGGAGAUUCGAUAUCUACAGGAAAGUGCCAAAAGAUCUCACCCAGCCCACUUACACGGGAGCUUUCAUUUCCAUCCUCUGCUGUGUCUUCAUCCUCUUCCUGUUUCUGUCUGAGCUGACGGGCUUCAUAGCCACAGAAUUAGUAAAUGAACUGUAUGUGGAUGAUCCAGAUAAAGACAGUGGUGGGAAGAUAGAAGUGAGUUUAAACAUCAGUUUGCCAAACUUACACUGUGAUUUGGUGGGUUUGGACAUCCAGGAUGAGAUGGGCCGCCACGAGGUCGGUCACAUAGACAACUCCAUGAAGAUUCCUCUCAACCAGGGUGAUGGUUGUCGCUUUGAGGGAGAGUUCACCAUCAACAAAGUACCAGGAAACUUCCAUGUGUCAACGCACAGUGCCACAGCGCAGCCCCAAAGCCCAGACAUGACCCACAAUAUCCACAAGUUGGCGUUUGGAGAAAAGAUCCAGGUACAAAGAGUACAAGGGGCCUUCAAUGCGUUAGGAGGGGCUGACAGGCUGUCAUCUAAUCCUCUGGCCUCGCAUGACUACAUCCUGAAGAUCGUACCGACGGUGUAUGAAGACCUAUCAGGCAAACAGAGGUUCUCCUACCAGUACACGGUAGCCAACAAGGAGUACGUUGCUUACAGCCACACAGGCAGAAUCAUCCCGGCCAUCUGGUUCCGAUACGACCUGAGUCCAAUCACAGUCAAGUACACAGAGAGGAGACAGCCCGUCUACCGCUUCAUCACAACAAUCUGUGCCAUCGUCGGUGGGACGUUCACAGUCGCAGGAAUCAUCGACUCCUGUAUAUUUACCGCUUCAGAGGCCUGGAAGAAGAUCCAGAUAGGGAAAAUGUCAUGAGGACUGCUCCCCGCUCUCUGCCCUACAUCUUAUUUAUAAGUGCAAAGUUGCUAGCCUGUUAGCUAAAUCCAAUCCUGCUCUAAGCCACUUCCUUUGGGAGAUAGUUUCAAAGCAUCCAGUGGAGUGGCUCCAGCACUCGAUCUAACUACCAGGCUACACGGCUGCGUCUCAGUUCCUUAAGCUCCUCUCAGGCUCCAUCUGCUCUGGUGACGUGUGGAGGCUGACUAUCACAUGGCUGCUUCCUCUGUCUUCAGUGUCAAGAGAGGAGAGGAGAGGGAAGCUCUUUUGUUACUGUGGAGAUGAAGUACUGCGUGUCAGGGUUCAACCAGUAUUGGUAUUUGAAGUCUGUAACUGAAUUUAUUUUUAGAAUGAAGUAAUAAAAAAAAAAAAAAACUUUUUAUUUUUGGUGCACCAUGUGACACAAAUGUCAACAUAUAUUCAAUCAUAGGGAAGAUUUCAAGUUAUGGCUGAAUGAUUUACAGACAACAGACAUAACUUAGUGUUUAAAUGAAUUUAAGAGAAGUUCAACAGUAUCAGUGUUACUGUACUGUGUUUGUUUGUAUGACUCAUAAAGGGAAUUAAUAAGACUGGACUUAACUUUAAAGUGUUUCUGUGGGUCACACUGUCUAUAAAACUGCAUUUCUUUGAAUCAUGUGACGUUUUAUUCUCAGCCCAUCUUCUUGUAUCUCCAGUAUUCACUCUGUGUGCCUUUAGGUUUUCUCUUCCACCAUACAGGAUUAUCAUCCGCUCUCAUGUGUCUGUUUCAGGGGCUGUUGUUACAACUUUCUUUGUAGAUUCACUUUUUAAGAGAUUUUUUUUUAAAUACAGUGAUCAUUGUUUAUCUUUCAGUCAAUUUAUACCAAUAUUUCAUUAAUGCUGUUCAAUAUCAUAGUCUUGGCUUUUUCCUCUCCAUUUGAAUUGUUGCAAAAAUAUAGGGAAUGUCUUGUUCUUUUUAGGAGAACAAUAGAUUUAGAUAGUUGGUUGUUUUUUUUACACGGUACAUGAACUUAUUGAGUUUCUAUGAAGUUGUAAAUUGUAAAGAAGUUUGGUUUUGUAAGGAGAGAACUUGUAGGCCAAUGUGUUUUUGUCCUCUUUGGUCAUUUUUCUGUCUUUUAUACUGUUGUAUAAAAGACUCUGAUCCUGAACAGUGAUAAUCACAAGCCCUCAGAAACUGGUCUUUCUACUGCUAAGGUCAUCCAAAUCCUGUUCUGUCUUAAAUUACUCUGUAAUGCUAUGUGUUCCUCAAGUAAAGGUACCAUAGAAAUCACUUUUGUAUGCUUCAUGUGUUCAGGUUUCUAUAAGCUAGCUGCCAGCCAUUCGACAUGUUCUGCUUAGUUUUAUUUGGUUUUAUUUCCUCAGUUUUAAGGAUUUGGUUUACAGAUCUCUAAAGACAAUUAUUUCACAUCAAAGUUGUCUGCCUGAACCCUUUUUCACCUGAAACUAACAGUUUAACUGAAUUUAUCCAGGUACUCUUAUCAACAAUUAUUCAUAGAAACUGAAAAUUGAACCUUUGAACCUCU